This is a messenger RNA of Arvicanthis niloticus (Nile rat), 2547 nucleotides long. The record is from RefSeq and is a predicted model, not a curated record. Lineage: Eukaryota; Metazoa; Chordata; Mammalia; Rodentia; Muridae.
UGCUAGGUGCUAGCUGUUCUAGGUGUUCGCCCGAUAGAUAGCCAUCAGCAUGCUGAACAUCUCAGACAUCUCCUAUGGCGAAAAUGGAAUGGUGGCCGCCAUAAACAGCCUCAGGCUCAAGAAAAAGGGUGUGGGCCAACACCAAAAUGCCCACAACUAUAAGAAUCAGGACUUUGAGGACCUUCGAGCAGCAUGUCUCAAGAAGGGGGAACUGUUUGAAGACCCCUUUUUCCCUGCUGAACCCCAGUCUAUAGGCUUCAAGGAUCUGGGCCCCAGCUCCAAACACAUGCAGGACGUCUACUGGCAGCGGCCCAAGGAUAUCAUGCAUAACCCCCAGUUCAUUACGAAUGACUUCUCUCCCACUGACAUCUGCCAAGGGAUCCUGGGGGACUGCUGGCUGCUGGCUGCCAUUGGCUCCCUCACCACUAGCCCCAAACUGCUGUUCCGUGUGGUGCCCAGAGGUCAGAACUUCAAGAAGAACUAUGCAGGCAUCUUCCAUUUUCAGCUUUGGCAGUUUGGGCAGUGGUUGAACGUGGUGGUGGACGACCGGCUGCCCACUAGGAACAACAAGCUGGUGUUCGUGCACUCUUCCCAACGCCAGGAGUUCUGGAGCGCCCUGCUGGAGAAGGCCUACGCCAAGCUGAACGGAUCCUACGAAGCGCUGGCUGGAGGCAGCACUAUGGAGGGUUUGGAAGACUUCACAGGCGGCGUAGCUCAGAGCAUUCGGCUCCAGAAGCCCCCUCACAACAUGCUAAGGCUCCUCAGGAAAGCUCUGGAGAAGUCUUCCCUCAUGGGUUGUUCCAUCGAAGUCACCAACACUAGUGACGUAGAAACGAUGACCCAUAAUAUGCUGGUGAAAGGGCACGCUUAUGCAGUAACUGGCCUAGAAGAUGUCUACUACAGAGACAAGUUGAUAACUCUGAUUCGGAUCCAGAAUCCCUGGGGCCGGGUUGAAUGGAAUGGAGCCUGGAGUGACAAAGCCAAGGAGUGGGAAGAGGUGAACCCAGAUGUUCAGAUACAGCUGCUACACAAGAAGGAAGAUGGAGACUUCUGGAUGUCCUAUGAAGACUUCAUGAGAAAUUUUACAUUGCUGGAGAUCUGUAACCUCACCCCGGAUGCACUCUCUUCCUGGGAGUACAAGAGCUGCUGGCACACAACCUUCUAUGAGGGCAGCUGGCGAAGGGGGAGCACCGCAGGGGGCUGCAGAAACCACCCUGAGACAUUCUGGAGCAACCCCCAGUUUAAGAUUUCUCUCCCCGAAGUGGAUGAUUCAGAUGGCUCUGAGAAAAACGAAAUGGUUUGCACCUGUCUGGUGGCACUGAUGCAGAAGAACUGGCGACAUGCUCGAGAUGGACCCCAGCUGCUCACCAUAGGCUUUGUCAUCUUCUCGGUUCCAAAAGAGUUUCAGAACCUCCGGGACAUCCACCUGAAGAAAGACUUCUUCGUGAAAUACUGGGACCACGGCUUUUCAGAGACCUUCACCAACUCGAGGGAGGUGAACAGCCAUCUUCGGCUGCCCCCGGGAGAAUACAUCAUUAUCCCCUCCACCUUUGAGCCCCAUAAAGAUGCUGACUUCCUGCUUCGGGUCUUCACGGAGAAACACAGUGAGACCUGGUUGCUGGACGAAGUCAACCGGGUUGAACAUCUUCAAGAGGAGACCAUCACUGACAAGGAUUUGGACAAGGAUUCUAUACAGUUGUUUGAGAUGGUGGCAAACGGGGAUGAUGAAGUAGACAUGUAUGAGCUACACAAACUUCUCAACAAGAUGUCGGCUAAACUCAAGAGCUUCAAGACGAAAGGCUUUAGCUUGGAUGUCUGUCGCCGUAUGAUCAACCUCAUGGAUAAAGAUGGUUCUGGCAAGCUGGGGCUUCAUGAGUUCCAGGUCCUGUGGAGAAAGAUCAAGAAAUGGAUGGAGAUCUUCAGAGAGUGUGACGAGGACCACUCCGGCAACCUGAACUCCUACGAGAUGCGCUUGGCGAUAGAGAAAGCAGGCAUCAGGAUGAACAACAGAGUGGCUGAGGUGAUCGUUGCUAGGUACGCAGACGACAACAUGAUUGUGUGCUUCGAUGACUUCAUCAACUGUUUUCUAAGGCUCAAGGCCAUGUUUGCGUUCUUCUUAUCCAUGGACACCAAGAAAACUGGUUCUAUUUGUUUGAAUAUAAACCAGUGGCUGCAAAUAACCAUGUGGGGGUAGGGAGAUGGGGAGCCUGGCUCCCUCCCUCCUCCGUCCACCCGCGAUGCUCCAGACUGGAUGGUAGAUGCUUCUUGUCGCCUUCGCUUUCCAAUGCCCCAGGCGCAGUGUUUAUUCCGUGCUCCAGGCUGGCAGGAACUCUAACCCCCAACCCACCCCGAGCACUCUCAUGCCGCAUUUAGACUAAAAACGAGGUGGCUUCUCCCCCAGUUUUUCUCUGGCGAAGGCAGCCUUGCAGCUUCCCGUUCCAGUACGCUGUCAGCUCACACCUGCCUGCUAGCCCGCCCUCUUGUCAGGAAUUCCAUUGCCUCCCCACGCCGCCUUGUACAUAUUAUUCUAAUAAACAGGACAUGGUU